Messenger RNA from Tachysurus fulvidraco (yellow catfish), 1483 nucleotides. It is a transcript of the gene xgb, whose product is annotated as x globin. Gene Ontology annotation, molecular function: heme binding; oxygen binding. Lineage: Eukaryota; Metazoa; Chordata; Actinopteri; Siluriformes; Bagridae. The record is from RefSeq and is a predicted model, not a curated record. The transcript is spliced from 5 exons. The coding region runs from base 439 to 1026 and encodes 195 amino acids.
UGUAGCAUAAUCAGUGUAUUAGUGCCUUCAUUAAUUAGCCGUUAUACAACCAUCGGUUGUAUUACUUAUGUGUGUAACUUCGCAGGAAAACAAGUACAUCUCGGAAGUACGUGUAUUAAUAUCUGCUUCGUGUUCACAUUGUGCUAGACUCCUCCCAUGUGAAUGAAGCAGGCUGGAUGUGUGUGUGUGUGUGUGUGUGUGUGUGUGUGUGUGUGUGUGUGUGUGUGUGUGUGUGUGUGUGUGUGUGUGUGUGUGUGUGUGCGCUUUACUCAGAGCUCAAAUGCGCGUUUGGAGAGAUGAUGUCUGUCCAUAAGCGCGGCUGCUUGUCCGUGGGCAGUAGAUUAUAACAGACACGCAGCUUCGUCCAAAGAAGCAGUAGCCACAGCAUCACGCAGCUCUUUUGGGGUUUUUUUGUAGAGCUUUUACUGCUUGCUUAGGAUGGGAUGUGCGAUCUCAGGGCUGGGUUUAACACCCAGGAAAACGAGCGAAGACGCACAGGAUCUCAGCAGCGAGCAGAUCGACAUGAUCAAGGAGUCGUGGAAAGUUAUUCAAGAGGACAUUGCCAAAGUUGGGAUAAUCGUUUUUGUCAGGUUGUUCGAGACUCACCCGGAGUGCAAAGAUGUCUUCUUCUUGUUCCGUGAUGUGGAGGACUUGGAAAGGUUGCGCACUAGCAAGGAGCUUCGAGCCCAUGGUCUCCGAGUGAUGUCUUUCAUUGAGAAGAGUGUGGCCAGGCUCGAUCAGUUAGAGCGGUUGGACUCGCUAGCUAUUGAGCUCGGCAGAAGCCACUACCGCUACUCAGCACCUCCUAAAUACUAUGGGUACGUAGGAUCAGAGUUCAUCUGCGCAGUUCAGCCAAUUCUGCAGGAUAAAUGGACCCCUGAACUGGAGAAGGCAUGGAGGACUCUGUUCCAGUACGUGACUCGGCUGAUGCGUCAGGGUUAUACGGAGGAGGAAGAGGAAGCCAAACGAAGCAACACGGUGGGCUCAAGCAGAGAGCGGCCCGACAAGAGGAACACGGCACUUUAAAAGUUCAGCUUUAAACUUGUUUUAUGUUACUUAGUUGUGUACAUAAUGUUGUAAUGUACUGAUUUUCCAUUGAAUAAUGUUUCUUGGAAGAUGUGUCUGAUCUGGUCAGUGAUAUUAACAGCAAAUAAAUGACCCAAAGGUAAAUUAGCCUGACAAAUAAUACAAAGGAAAAAAAAAAAGCAUCAGCCAGUGCUGGACUGGGAUAUUUAUUUAAUUUGAACUCAAAAUAAGUUAACAGCUCAUCUAAACAUUGUGAUGCUUGCUCAUUGCACGGUUUGGGCCAACAACAAUAACUACAUAAACUGUAAACCUAGAAAUCCAUUUUGUUGCCUUGGUUUGUGAUAAAACGCAGAGAAGUGAACAAAAAGUGUCAAGGCACAAAUAUUGAUUGGGACAAAUUAUUUAUGGAAAAUUCUAGUAAUAAACAAAAGUAUCUUGCAGCAUAAAAAUGUAAAUA